AUGUCUGUUGAGUGUGAUAAUUUCUUAAAAUUCUUAACAAAUUCGCUUUCCUUUCAGGCAACAACAUUGCUGCUCUUCCUGAUCGCCAUAAGCACAGCAGUUGCAGCCGAAGGACAACAGGGACACUCGAAUGGCUACAAUUAUCCCAAACCAACCCCGCCACCAGCGUUCAACGGCUACGAUUAUCCAAAACCUUCGAAACCUUUUCACGAAGGAUACACCUACAACACUCCCAAGUGUCCGCUAGUGCUUCCCAGCACCAGUACCGUUACCGACUAUAAGACCAUCGUAUCUUCCACGUUCCUGACGCAGACCCAAACACUUCCACCCAUUACAAGCACCUCGUUCACGACGUCCUUCGUCACACUUCCUCCUGAAGUGGUAACUCAAACGGACACAUCCACCCUCUACAUUACCUUUACCUCGACGGAAGUUAGCGUGUCCACAACGAUCGAAAUUCAACCGACCACAGUAACCUCCCUGCUCACUACGACGUACUGUCAGCCAAACACUUACCUUCCACCACCGACUCCACCACCAAACACGUAUCUGCCAGUGAAUCCACCUUCCAAGGAGUAUCUACCACAGCGUCCUCCAGUGCCUCAAACAAACGUGGCCAGUACCUCCAACGUAGUGCGACAGUCGGAAUCAUCCGGCAAUCAGGGUGGGUUUAUUUCCACCUUCGUCCAGCAGCAGUCUGGACCGAUCAAGCGAGCUACCGCUGGGAGCCCAUCGCGUCUCGAACCAUUGUCCAGUGAGCGUAUCGAAGCGAAUGAAGUAAUUCCCGGGGAGGACUCAUCCCAGCCGGCCAUUAACAUCAUCUAUAUCGAUCGUCAUGGUGUGUCGGAGGGUAAGCCACCGGCUGGUCUGAUGAACUGGUUGCUCUGCAAGUUUAAUCUUUCGAAUGGGUCGUGCUCGGACAACUGA
Messenger RNA from Anopheles maculipalpis, 927 nucleotides. RefSeq lists its product as uncharacterized. Bases 1 to 927 code for a protein of 308 amino acids. NCBI's taxonomy places the organism in Eukaryota, Metazoa, Arthropoda, Insecta, Diptera, Culicidae. The record is from RefSeq and is a predicted model, not a curated record. The transcript has 2 exons.